Chenopodium quinoa (quinoa) is the source of this 1353-nucleotide messenger RNA. RefSeq lists its product as uncharacterized. The transcript has 7 exons. Bases 668 to 1261 code for a protein of 197 amino acids. The record is from RefSeq and is a predicted model, not a curated record. Lineage: Eukaryota; Viridiplantae; Streptophyta; Magnoliopsida; Caryophyllales; Amaranthaceae.
GAAAAAAAAGGCUCAAAGUUUUUAGGGAAAACAAGGAGAGAGAAACCUAGAGAGAGAAAAUAUAUCCUCUUUCAACAACGAUGGGGAUGAGCUAUAAACCACCGACCAUCCCUUCGACGAUGGUUAUGAGGCUUUGAUUCGUCUCAGUGUUUCAAUUUCUCCGGUUUCAGCGACGAGGAAUGUUCCAGAAGAAACCAAGCAAGGAAGAAGCUUUGACGCAGCUUCGAUUCCACUGAUUGAUGCUCGGAGCAUGGGUUGUUGCUAUUCGGGUCACUCCUUAUGUUCUUCAGUAUUUUUAGAAAGAGGAGAUCACUUUGGAUCUUUGAUUUAACCCCACCAAAUUUAAGAUAUUAAAAUAUUAAUUUUUGGAAGGAGGAAGAUGGAGCAAGGUUUGGUGGAUUCGAGUUUGAGGUAAAGAAACUCAGUAUGAAUCUGUAGCUAGCCUUGAUACAACUAGCCAUGAUACAACAGAGCUAUAGUAACUCUAAAGUUGUUGUAGUUCUCACUCGCUCGCCCUGCUUUGUUUUCCAAGGGGGAAAAGGGAGAAGAUCGAGGGGAAGAUAAUCUCAGAGAAGUUCUCAAGCACUCCGCGCUCAAAUGGUUUUGGAGCUCCGAACCUCAUAAUAAGUAUCUUGAACGCUAGUAACAGGGGAAAUGGGGAGCUUGAAUGGGAUCUGAAGUGAAAGGGUUAAUGGCUAGCAAAAGACCGGCAUUAAGUAAUGCAAAUCAGUUACAAAAGGAAGAAGUGGUUCCUAAAGAACCAAUAACAUAUGUACUUGAUGGUUCCGGGGCAAUUGUUUCUGUAGAAAAUGUAUCCCAGUCAGAAAUUGGAGCAUCAAAGGCAGAAAAUGCAGCCUCAUAUAAAAAUGUUCUGGAUGAACAGGGUGAAAAUAAUGAUGAAAAUAGUGUAAAUGAUAAAGGUUUGGCUGGGAGGCAGGGUGACAAGAAUGUUGCUGUUGAUGAUGGUGAAGAACAUGUUUCUUCUGUUCUGCCAGACCGAAAAUUGAUUGAAGUUGAAUUAUGCAAGGGUGGUGUUUCUUCUGUUAUUGAAACUGAAGAGGAGGAGGAGGAUGUGAAGCCAUUGAAAAAGAAGAGAAAGAUGAUUGUUCAAGAGGAUGAUGAUUUGGAGGAUGUUAAACCAGCUAUUAGAAGAGGAAGAUUGCCUAGAUCUUCUAAACCUGUUGCUGAAGUUGUUGAAGUUUUGAAUAUUGAUGAGGGGGAUGAAGUUGUUCUUCGAUGUAGACCUUCGAGGAACAGUUAAAAGCUAUAGAAGAUAUUGGCUUUGGCAACUUGAGUUUGAUACAGUUAAAUGAGUUCCCAAAGGAGAUGAUUAGGUGGUUGUGUGGUUGUUUU